AUGGCGUGGAUGUUUAGCUCCAAGAUUCCGGGGCUAGCCAAUAUGGACUUUGCAGAUGUGCGAACCAUAAUGGCAAAUGCAGGUUCUUCAUUAAUGGGGAUUGGAACUGCAACUGGGAAAACACGGGCAAGAGAUGCUGCGCUAAAUGCUAUCCAGUCGCCUUUGUUAGAUCUUGGUAUAGAAAGGGCUACUGGAAUUGUUUGGAACAUAACUGGUGGAAGUCAUAUAACCUUGUUUAAGGUUAAUACGGCAGCUGAGGUUAUAUAUGAUCUCGUAAGUAUAACCCUAAUAGCGACAGGAUUUAAACGUCAAGAAGAAACCGAAGGAAGGAACCUUCAGGCAGGUCAGCUAGCACAGGGAGAUACCGGUCUUGGAAACAAUCGGCGACCUUCUUUCAACGAAGGCAGUUCAUUCGACAUCCCGGAGUUCUUGAAGAAGAAAGGACGUUCAGGCUAUCCGAGAGCUUAAAUACUUCUCUGCAUAACGUUUUGGUUCCUGCUUGGUUCCCUUGUGAUUCUCUUUUCCGUUUCUUCCGUUCCGGGCUAUUAACGUGUACAGAAUAUAGCAUGUUAGUAGUUGGUUCCAUAAAAACUAGCUUUGUUUUCUUUCAAUAAGUUGGGAGUAAAAUCUCUUGAAGUUUAGGUUAGUGAAUGGUUUUUAAGUAACAUGUUUGAAUAAAACCUAAGGUAGCUUUGUAUAGAGUGAAAAUUUGAUGAAAAAAGCGAAGA
This is a messenger RNA of Gossypium arboreum, 728 nucleotides long. Its product is annotated as cell division protein FtsZ homolog 2-2, chloroplastic-like. Gene Ontology annotation, molecular function: GTPase activity; GTP binding. Gene Ontology annotation, biological process: chloroplast fission. Lineage: Eukaryota; Viridiplantae; Streptophyta; Magnoliopsida; Malvales; Malvaceae. Gene Ontology annotation, cellular component: chloroplast; cytoplasm. The record is from RefSeq and is a predicted model, not a curated record. The transcript has 6 exons. The coding region runs from base 1 to 468 and encodes 155 amino acids.